Hypoxylon fragiforme is the source of this 778-nucleotide messenger RNA. RefSeq lists its product as uncharacterized. The coding region runs from base 522 to 725 and encodes 67 amino acids. The transcript is spliced from 5 exons. The record is from RefSeq and is a predicted model, not a curated record. NCBI's taxonomy places the organism in Eukaryota, Fungi, Ascomycota, Sordariomycetes, Xylariales, Hypoxylaceae.
CCUAGCUUAGGUAUUACAUGUAGAAGAACCUUGGGUCAAUCAACGAUGACAUCCAGCAGUAUGGGUCUAUCUAACCCCUAUUCGAAAUCACCAAACUUUGAAGGGCUUAAAAGGGGCAUUCGCAUGUAACUGGGGCCCCAGUGAAAAAGAGAAGAUUCAAAGCCCCAAGAAUUUGGAACCUCGAAGAGUGUACCGAAUCGGAUCUAGCGGACUUAAGGUUUGGCUAAAACAGAAGGUGGGGGUUUCCACCAUGGGUUACUACUAAUACUAUCAUUGAUGUAAUUAGUAAGUGUCUACCUCCAGUAAGCUGUAUAAUAUGUAAUUACAUCCAUGGAUACCUCCAAUUCACAGCCUUACACUACAUAGUAUGAACCUUUACAUACAGCAUUUACCUCAUCACGAGGAAUCAAAUCAACAGCAACAAAGAGAAGGAUAGAGCAACUAUCACAUCACCCUGGUAUCCGAAUGAAUCUCGCCACCAUCGCCAUCAUCAUCGUUAACCAUACACAACGUAUGUGGCAAUGAGUUGGGUUUCUUGGAUAAUGCUCGUAGAGAACUAUAUCGUUGGUAGCCUUGUACGUUCCCCGACAUUUCAAAAGGGCGUCCGUUGGGUCCAUCGAACUGUCCACGAUUAUAGACAUGGACGAGAUCCGAGUGCGCCGUUGCGCGAAGGAGAAGCUACCCGUAAGUUGAGGCCUCUACAGCUUAACCUGUAUCGCAAGUGACAAGAACCUGACAACUGCAUGUGUGGUCAGGAGAUCCAAACAAUUCUCGGGUA